Schistosoma rodhaini is the source of this 865-nucleotide messenger RNA. Lineage: Eukaryota; Metazoa; Platyhelminthes; Trematoda; Strigeidida; Schistosomatidae. The record is from the annotation of a GenBank genome assembly.
GAAAGCUUCUUAUAUUCUGUCCAAAACUAUUUGAAAUGAUCACUAAGAUUCAAGUUUUAUAUCAUUCAUAGUUAUACAUUGUUUGUUCCGGCAUAAAAAUCCCGGCGGUUAUUUUGUUCGUUGUUCUCCUUUGUCCGGGCAAUGAAAUUCCAGUACAAAGAAGACCGUCCGUUUGAAAAACGCCUAGAAGAAGGGCAAAAUAUACGUAAAAAGUACCCUUCCAGCGUUCCAGUUAUUGUUGAAAAAUCGCCUCGUGCACGUGUUGGCAAUCUAGAGAAAAACAAAUAUCUAGUUCCUUCGGACCUAACUGUCGGACAAUUUUACUUCCUGAUUCGUAAGAAAAUCCAAUUAAAUCCAGAAGAAGCGCUAUUUUUCUUUGUUAAAGACAUUAUUCCUCCUACAAGCGCUACUAUGGGUGCUCUCUAUCAGGAACAUCAUGAUCGUGAUCUCUUCCUCUACAUUGCAUACAGUGAUGAAAGUAUAUACGGAUCAGUGGAAGAUUGCACAUCAUGAAAAUUGAAUAUUGGUCACGGUUCUGUUUUCAAAAGCUUAUUGAGUCUGUGUUUCUUCCCACAUCAUUCUACCGAUAUACCUAUUGUUCCCACACAUACACAACACAUAACCAGUCAUUUCUGUCGAUUUUUCCAGUCAUAUUUUUUUUCUUCUUUAAAACCUACACUACAGUGUUUUAAUUGUUCAUCUAACGACACUAAUAAUUAUGUGUAUUUCACUUUUUUUUGUUAUUUACUAAUUAAGAGUUAUUAAAUAAAGUUCGCAUUUUGUGCAAAACAGUUAUUGUGAAUGACAUUCAUAAUUUUCAUUUUCAUUAAUUUAACUGAAGACGAAAUACAUUUUGUAAAAGCGU